GCGCCCGUGUGUGGGAAGUAUUAAAGAAGUUUUCUACUUCCACAACGCUUCAUCGGACGGAUAACUCCUCCAGACAGUGCAGGGAAUGGAUUUCCAGGGGCUGCUGUUUAAAGUGGGGCAGGCCCUGAGUACAGACAAUGUAAAAGCUCUAGCAUUUCUUUGCACCGACAUCCUGAACCGAAACACGGAAUCUGUGAAGUCAGCCAAUGACCUCUUCAAUCGUCUGGUGGAACAAGACGAUCUCUCGCAUGAGCAACCAUACCUGCUGACUGAGCUUCUACGAACCAUACAACGCAACGACCUAGUCAGAAAAUUCAAUCUCAACGACGGAGAACCUACAACCAUUAGCCUCAUCUCUCCCUACAGGAAGCUCCUCUACAAACUGUCUGAGGAGUUGACUGAGGAGGACUCGAAUAAUGUGAAGUUCUUGUUGAACGAUGAGCUCCCAAGAAAAAAACUGGAGGAAAAUGCUUCUUUGCUGGAAGUCUUCCUGAGGAUGGAGCAGAUGGACAUCCUGGGGGAAGAUAACUUAAACAAACUGGAGAAUAUAAUUCAACCCGUCUGUCCCAGGCUGAAGGUACAGAUCAACCAGUUCAAGGAAUCCUCUUUUACGACUUUAGGUUUAAGCACUGAAGCAAGCAGCAGUGCCGGCUCUUUGUGCAGUGAUGCUUACGGUUUGGAUUCUCAAGGAAACAGGACCUUCCCUGAAGUACAUCAUCAGACAUCUACAAAGAGUAGGGCUUUGGGGAACUAUCCCAUGACUCAGGAAAAGAGAGGUAUCUGCGUGAUUAUCAACAACUUCAUCUUCAAAUCGUCCAAGCUCAAGGAUCGUGAGGGCACCAAGGUUGAUGAACAGUGUCUGAGCGAUGUGUUUAAGUGGCUGGGCUUUGACGUUGAGGUACAUCCAGACUGCACGAGUGAGGAGAUGCUGUCUGUGAUGGGGGAGCUCGGCAAGAGAGACCACAGGCAAAUGGACUGCGUGGUGUGCUGUGUUCUCAGCCACGGCAAGGAGGGAAUGGUUUACGGUGUUGACAGUCACUCUGUCGACAUCAAGGAUCUGAAGGAGCCUUUGAAUGCACUUCGCUGCCCAACUUUAGCAGAAAAACCCAAACUGUUCUUCAUCGGGGCUUGCCAGGGCCAAAGGGAGCAGAAUGCUGUGUACAUCGAGGCCGAUGGCCCCGGAUCAAGUCUUGUUUGCAGUGAUGCUCCUAAAGAGUCCAUCCCAGCAGAGGCUGAUUUCCUGAUGUCGAUGGCCACUGUUCCUUCCUUUGUCUCCUUCAGAGAUAGGAAGCGGGGCACCUGGUUUAUUCAGUCAUUGUGCAAAAACCUCGUCGAGUUGGUGCCAGGGGGCUUGGACCUCUUGUCCAUCCUGACCAAAGUGAAUGAUGAUGUGAGCCUCCAGACCAAACACGAAGGUGCAAAAAAGCAAAUGCCUCAGCAAGCCACCACGCUCAGGAAGAAGGUGGUCUUCCCGGUGCCUGAGACCCCCUUGCCCAGAUUGCCUUCUCUUUGAUUGAGAUUAAAACGAUCCCCCAAGGAGGAAGGGAAACCUCAUUCAAAUGUGGUCAUACUUUACUAUAACUAGAACUCCUGGGCCAUCUAACAUUCAGCGAUGUAGUUGAACACUUGAAAGUCAAACUGUAGUUGAGAUGAUUUUAAUUUUUUCAACGGCACAGUCUUACUGGUUUGUUUACACACAAGUACAAGUCCCGCUCCUCUAGUUAUAGCAUUUCCAAAGCUAAGUAUUUGUCCUCUCUGCUGUAGCGAAUCUAUGAAUCAUCUCGCUCUUAGCCUUUAUUUUAUUUCAUUAUCAUUUUAUCUUACAUGCACUUUUAAAUGACACUGUCACUGUUGCCCAAUUGUUACUGGGGCAACUACCAAAGUUUUAUUCUUCAAAAUGUCACAUCAUUUUUGUCAUUUAAAAUAUGCAAAUACAGCCCACAAAGUUGAGCUAUUGUGAAAAUACUUUGUCAAUUGAACAAUCCAUUCAUUCUGUGUGUUUGUAUUAAACUGAGACUCUUCAAACUCUA
Limanda limanda (common dab) is the source of this 2030-nucleotide messenger RNA. RefSeq names its product caspase 10, apoptosis-related cysteine peptidase (gene casp10). The record is from RefSeq and is a predicted model, not a curated record. Bases 86 to 1513 code for a protein of 475 amino acids. Gene Ontology annotation, molecular function: protein binding; cysteine-type endopeptidase activity. Gene Ontology annotation, biological process: proteolysis; negative regulation of extrinsic apoptotic signaling pathway via death domain receptors. The transcript is spliced from 9 exons. Lineage: Eukaryota; Metazoa; Chordata; Actinopteri; Pleuronectiformes; Pleuronectidae.